AUGGAUGGCACCAUUCAGAAAGAAAUAAAUCCCAAAGCUCAUGCGCUAGUCCCCCCUGAUGUCCCCAAGAGCCCAGCCAAGCCCUUCGAGAGGACCUGGAACCUGAGGCGGCUGCCAUCAGAGGAGGGCUCGGGCAGUGAGCAGAACCACCAGGAAGCAGCUAAAGAAGCGACAGGUGGAAAACCGUUGGGUCCCUGCCUGAUCCUCCCACCAGUCCUGCUGCAGAAUGAGAUCGGGCCCCCAGUUUUCUCGCUCAAUCCUGCACACCUAGCCUCACGGCCAGAUGAGAAAACAGAGGUUCAGUGGACUGACUGUCCACCCCUCUCACUGCCUGCAGAGCCCAACACCCAGCCGGCCCGGGAGCCCAUCGUCCUCGCAGCCCCCAGCCCUGGGAGCUGUCGCCACACAGUCCCGCCUGACCCUGGCGGGGUCGCAGAAGGCUGGCGCCCAGAGCGGCUCCAGGGCGGCGCCGCGGGGAGUGGACGGGUGCCCAGCAGAGCUGGCGGCUGCGCUGGAAAGAAAGGCCGGAGUUCCACCGUUAAAAAGCCCUCACCCCCCCGCCCCCGCCCGGCCCAUCGCGCCCGGGAGCUCCACGAAGUUGCUCUAAGUCGUCGGGGUCUUGUCGGCAGACGAAGGUUAGGCGGGGCCGCGCGACGGGCGGGAGCGUGGGCACGGUCUGGAGUGCUGGGCUCGCCCCCCAGCUCCGCGCGUGCACGCCCCAACACCCCACCCCCACCCGCUGCCCCCGAGGCUCCCGCCCAAUCAGAGGCCGCGCGCGCGCGCGGCGCCGCCAACGAGUCCCUGCCUGGCCACACUCACCUCCCGGGGCGCGCCAUUAGCGCGCGGCUCGGCUCCUGGCCUGCAUCUCCUGGUUCGCUCCGCUCCGGUUCCCGCUCCGGCUUGGGUUCUCGCUCUGCAGGGCUUGGCUCCGAGAUGGUGGCAAAGGCGGCGUGCGAGGCAGGGAGGGCGUGCCCCCGCGGGCGCCCCCGCUCCUUCACCAUACCCGGCCGCGCGCUCCGAACCCGAGCCCCGGAGCCCGACUCUGGCUUCCGGCGCUACGGCUCGGAGGCGCCGACUCCCUCCUCCUCCUCCCCUGCGCCGCCGCCAGCAGCCGCCCGCCCUCUCCCGCGCUCCCUCUUCCCCACCGCCCUGCGCUGCCUCUCACAUUCUCCGCAUUACAUUGGGUGCCGCCCAGCGCUCGCGGGACCCAGGGUUCGAGAGCGGAAUGGGAGACUAGGGGACCCGCCGUGCCCCGGACCCGCCGCCCCCUCUGCUCUCCCCUCGCUCCGCGGUUCCUCGCUCCGGCCUGGCGGGCGGCGACCUUUGCCGCGGGGGAACAGUCCGGGGCGGUGGCGCAGCCGGGGCCGUGCGGGCGGCCCCAAGUCCGCUGCCGCUGAACCCGGCCCUCCGGGGCUGGAGGCUGGGCGCCCAGGACUGCGGGGCCGGGAGGAGAAGGGAUCAGGAAGCAGCUGUCCGGAUCUGAGCCGUGGGCGAGAGCAGGGCUCCUAUGGGGAGGAUGGGUUGGAGGGGGUGAAACUGGAGCCAGAACCUGAGGAGGAGGCUGUUGGGGGCACCCAGCACCAGGGUACAGGGGCUGGGACCUGGCUGGGUGACCUUGAUCCUGUUUCUCAAGUCUGGAGUAAGGACCCUGAGGUUCCCCCAGGCCUGUCGCAGCAAACCCUGGGCAUGAGGCUGGGCCACGCUGGGCUGAGUGGGCAGCGGCUGGCGUCCACCGUUGCUGCCACCACCGCAGCCCAGUAUGCCCAGCAACUUCCUGCCCUGCUGCCAGUCUUCCCAGGUCAGCACCAUGACUUCCGCCAGCCCCCGCCCGCCUCUGGGCCCUGUAGGCGGGCCCGGACACAGGAGGGGGUUGCCUGGCCGCCCUCCGGAGCCAGACUCGCCGGGCUCCAGCAGACAGCAGCCAUCAGCCUGGAGCCGGCUAUUUUUAGCGGGCUCUUCGCAGCAGCGGGCUGGCUCGGAACACGCUCCGAUUACCAGGGUGACCUGAGCAGCUGCUGCGACUCUCCUCGUGGGCUGAGCCCACAGGCGGGUGACAUGAGAGAAGGCAGGCGGGCUGCCCUCCUCCGCCUCUCUCGCGGCCCUGCCACUUCCUGGGGGCUCGGGGGCUGGGAUUCAGCCCACUGCGACCAGCAGCAGAAACAGGCUGGUCAACCCAGCCCUCGGGGAAAGGUGAAGGGCUCAAGGUCGGCGCCAGGAGGGAAGCCCCCUGCCAGGCGCCUCUGGGGAGAGGGCGCAGGCCCGCGGACGGCGUCGUCUGCGCACGCGCGCGGUAUCCGCGUUCCCCCACGCCCCCCAGCCCGUGACGCCCCCUGGGAAAGGGGCCGCGGGCCGCCCCUCGGCGGCGGUUUUAGUCGUCCACGCCAGCUCUUCUGCACCUCCAUCCCAGCCGGUGGCAGGGCGGCCACGGCAGGAUGCGGGGAGAGGAGGGAUCGCAGUGGGGGACGCCUCUCGUCCCGCCCCGCGCGAAUCGGCCGGCGCGCUCCUGCUCCGCGGACACGCGCUCUCGGCCGACCCUGGAGCCCCCGGCCCGGACGCGCGCUUCCUGACCGCGAGCCGCCUGGCGCGCGAGAGACCCGCCACCGCUCCGACGCACGCAGGGCAGGGGGCGCGGGGCGAAGGGAGGCGGCGGUGGCCCCCAGGGGAAGGAGAGCGAGAGAGACGCGCAGAUUGCGAACGCGCAAGACAAACACCUGUGUUGAGGGCUGA
This is a messenger RNA of Loxodonta africana (African savanna elephant), 2727 nucleotides long. RefSeq names its product collagen, type I, alpha 1a-like. Bases 1 to 2727 code for a protein of 908 amino acids. Lineage: Eukaryota; Metazoa; Chordata; Mammalia; Proboscidea; Elephantidae. The transcript is spliced from 17 exons. The record is from RefSeq and is a predicted model, not a curated record.